AUGCAGCGCAGCUGGACUACCGGUAGCCAUACCGGCAAAGGUGCUCAAAACAAUGGACAAAUACUGGAACGCAAAGAUCAUAGUGACGAAGUCACUGAAUACUCCCAACCCGAUUUCUCGUGUGAAGAUGGACUCGUGAAGCUCCAGUUCGGCAAACGUAAGGAGAGUUACUCAGUACCCACAUGCCUUGUUAAGAAGGUACAAGAACUAGCAACUCGUCUGAAGCCUAUGGCGGAUCCAAUCAUCUGGCUUGAGGAGAUUGAUGAAGACAUUGGCCACACCAUUGUCCAUUAUCUGUAUACCGGAGAGUACCAAACCUUGCGGCAGUCAGGGACUGCGCACAAACGUCAGACGGAAUACAAGCGAAGUGUCUUGGUUUACUGUGCCGCUGCCAAUUUAGAAAUUCCUCAUCUGCAGAGAAUUGCUGCUGGGCAUAUGGAACGUUUUGCAAACUCAGUUGAUAUCUAUCAAACCCUCAACUUGGUUAAGACGCUGUUCAGCAGUGUGCCAUGGUGGGAUGGUGGAUUAUACUUCCACAUUAUAAAAAGACUUCGGAAUGCUUUUCGUGCAGACGCGACCAUUUUUGAGAGAAGAGAGUUUCUGGGGUGUCUGGGAGGGGAUCUCGAAUUGGACAAGCUCAUGGUGCAAAUUAUGGUAUCUUUGUGGGAGCCUUCGAAGUCUAAGCCAUGGAAUCACAUCCAGUCUGUCCCUGAAAACAGUCUUCGUGAAGGGUUUCCCGCGAUGGAACGCUGUUUUGAGCUAUGCUCUAUCUCCCGAGCUCCUACGCCGAUUGGAUCAGAGCCUUAUGUCAAACCCGAUCCUGUUGGGCUAUCGCCAGUGCUUGGGGUCGAUUACUUUGGACAGCCUUCCACCGGCGGAGAGAUUUUGAAGCGUAGGGGUAGCUUCUCGGAAAACCCCAGGAAGAGGAUAAGGAAUAAGUUCUCGGGAAACCUUUGA
Aspergillus chevalieri is the source of this 957-nucleotide messenger RNA. RefSeq lists its product as uncharacterized. The record is from RefSeq and is a predicted model, not a curated record. Lineage: Eukaryota; Fungi; Ascomycota; Eurotiomycetes; Eurotiales; Aspergillaceae. The transcript is spliced from 2 exons. The coding region runs from base 1 to 957 and encodes 318 amino acids.